Molecule: messenger RNA, 1922 nt
Organism: Haemorhous mexicanus (house finch)
Lineage: Eukaryota; Metazoa; Chordata; Aves; Passeriformes; Fringillidae
Exons: 2
Coding region: 241-1323 (360 amino acids)
Source: RefSeq, a predicted model, not a curated record
GCUCCUGAAAUUCCCAGUAUCCCUCGAGUCUGGGAAUCGCCUCAGAGGCGGCAGCCCUCCUUGUGUCCAUCACUGGGACAUCCUCUCCCACCCAGUGACCCCCCCGUGGCUCCUCCAGCCCAUCCCAGUCCAUCCCGGUCACUCCCAGUGCUCCGCGGCGCGUCCAUCUCGGUCGAGCGUGGAGAUAACGCCUCUCAGCCAAUCACAGCUCGUCCCUCCGAUGACCCAUCUGUUGCUAGGAUGAUCCGCAGAUCCGAGUGCCCCGAGCUGGACUCGGCCUCGCAGCGCCGCGCACGUCAUUGCCAGUUCCAUCCCAGUCCAUUCCCAGAUCCCUUCCAGUGCCACCGCAGUCCCUCCAACUCCUUCCCAGACCCUUCCAGUCUAUUCCCAGUCCACUCUCCGACUUUCACGCUCUCUCAUAGUGCCGAGUGCCCCUCCCACCUUUCUCAGUGCCACUCCAGUCCCUCCCAGUUCAUUCCCAGACCAUCCCAGUUCCAACCAGCCCCUCCAAGUCAAUUACCAGUCUAUUCCCAGUCCAUUCCCAGUUCACGACAAGACUUCCACCGUCUCUCCCAGUACCCCCCAUCCUCUCCCACCUCUCUCGGUGCCACUCAACUCCCUCCCAGUGCAUUCCCUGUCCCUCUCCACCCCACUAAAGCCCUCCCCUCUCCCAGUGCUCCCCAGCUGAUUCCAGUGUGUCCCCACUCUCUCCCUCUCACAGUGCCCCCAGUGUGUCCAUCUUGCUGGUGCCCUCGAGUUCCCAGCCUGGCCCCAGCCGCCUGCUCUGCUCCGUCAUGGAUUUCUACCCUGCCCACAUCCAGGCGAGGUGGUUCCAGGGCCAGCAGGAGCUCUCAGACCACAUGGUGGCCACCGACAUGGUCCCCAACAGGGGCUGGACUACCAGCUCCUGGAGCUGCUGGAAACCCCCACCCCCAGGGCAGGCUCACCUACACCAGCCAGGUGGAGCACGUCAGCCUGGAGCACCCCCUGAGCUGCACUGGGAUACGGGGGAGCCCCCGGGGGCACUGGGAGAGCCACUGGGCUGUGCUGGGAGCCACUGGGAAGGAGCUGAAGGGAGCUGUCUUGGAACUGGAAGAGGGGCUGGGGGCUUGGCAAUGGCUGGGAAGGGGUUUGGGGGAUGCUGGGGAGGGUGAGAUGGGGUUGGGGGGGUCCUGGUGGGCACUGGGAGGGAGUUUGGGGGUGCUGGGUGUGACUGGGAGGGAGUUUGGGAGCACUGCCAUCCUCUCGCCACCCUGUGUCCUCCUUCACACCCCGUCUUUCCACAUCCCCCGUUCCCUACCCGGAAUGGUGAUUGCUGUGUAAGAGACAGUUGGAAGUUUCCCUCAUUUGCCUCAUGACCGUCGCCAGGACAGACCCUGAGGGCCCUGGCUGGAGUUCUGGCCUGGUUGAAGUGGAUGCUCACCAAGUGAUUGUGUGCAGGUGUGCUUGCUGUGCCUCCACGGUCUCACACCUGCUUCACCAUCCCACAACAGCCCAUGAAUUUCCCCAUCUCUUGGCCAAAUGAACUUUCUGAGCUAACUCUGGUGAUCCCCCCACGGAAGAUCCCUCAUCUGCCUCAUGACCACCAUCAAGGAUGGAGACUGAAGCCCCCUCCCAAGGAAUGAGACUGAGACCCUUAUAAUUCUAACACAGGAUGCUGGCCUGACGGAAGUGGGAUGUCUGCCAAGUGGUGCCUGCAGAGGACUAGAAGAGACCCCUGAGUUAACCCAAGAAUUUGAGAUUCUCCUCGAUGUGACAAGACGGAUCUACUGGCCGGACCACAGGGAUUUCAUCUCUCCAUUGGCAGCUAUUCCCCCCAGCCCUUCUUUUUUCCUCUCUCUCUCUCUAUCCUUUAUCUCCUUUCUAAUCCUUCUAUCGCAUUUGCUGUGGGCACUCAGUAAAGGUGCAUUUGUUUUGAUGAA